GGGCCGGGCCGCUUCAGGCCCCGCUCACGGCGCAGGCGCAGUCCCACGCUCCCUCGGCGGCUCCCGGCGCAGUGCGCCCGCCGCGGCGAAGUGUAGCGGCGUCGGCCGGCGGUCGUCCGCCUCUCGCUGCUUGGGGGCGCGCUCUGUGGGGUUCUGUGAGCGCCCCUGAGCGCGGGCAGCGGCCGUCGUGGGUUCGUCAGUCAACCCACUCCGUGGUAUUGAAUACCUCUAACCUCUCAUCUGGAUGGAUAUUUGAUGUUCAGCUGCUUGUGGGGUUAUCUUAUGAUGAGGCUUUUGCUAUGGCUAAUGAUCCCUUGGAAGGCUUCCAUGAAGUAAACCUUGCUUCACCUACUUCUCCAGACCUCCUUGGCGUGUAUGAAUCGGGAGCUCACGAGCAGACUACCUCGCCAGGUGUCAUCUAUCGGCCGCACCCUUCAGCUUUGUGCUCGGCCCCUCUCCAGGCUAACGCCUUGGAUGUCUCUGACCUUCCUACACAACCUGUGUAUUCAUCCCCCAGACGUUUAAACUGUUCAGAAAUAUCUAGUAUCAGCAUCAAUGUGACAGACCCAGCACCUUGUUCUACCUCUGGAGUAACAGCUGGGUUAACUAAAUUAACUUCGAGAAAGGACAACUGUAGUGCAGAGAGGGAGUUUUUGCAGGGUGCUACUGUAACAGAGGCUUGUGAUGGCAAUGAUGAUAUUUUCGGGUUGAGUACCGAUAGCCUGUCCCGUUUACGAAGCCCAUCUGUUUUGGAAGUGAGAGAAAAGGGCUAUGAAAGAUUAAAAGAAGAACUUGCAAAAGCUCAGAGGGAACUAAAGUUAAAAGAUGAAGAAUGUGAGAGGCUUUCUAAAGUACGAGAUCAACUUGGACAGGAAUUGGAGGAACUCACAGCUAGUCUAUUUGAGGAAGCUCAUAAGAUGGUGAGAGAAGCAAAUGUCAAGCAGGCAACAGCAGAAAAACAGCUGAAAGAAGCACAAGGAAAAAUUGAUGUACUUCAAGCUGAAGUAGCUGCAUUGAAGACACUUGUAUUGUCCAGUUCUCCAACAUCACCUACACAAGAGCCUCUGCCAGGUGGAAAGAUCCCUUUUAAAAAGGGGCAUACAAGAAAUAAAAGUACAAGCAGUGCUAUGAGUGGCAGUCAUCAGGACCUCAAUGUGAUACAGCCAAUUGUAAAAGACUGCAAAGAGGCUGACUUAUCUCUGUAUAAUGAAUUCAGAUCUUGGAAGGAUGAGCCCACAAUGGACAGAACGUGUCCUUUCUUAGACAAAAUCUAUCAGGAAGAUAUCUUCCCAUGUUUAACAUUCUCAAAAAGUGAGUUGGCUUCAGCUGUUCUGGAAGCUGUGGAAAACAAUACUCUGAGCAUUGAGCCAGUGGGAUUACAGCCUAUUCGAUUUGUGAAGGCAUCUGCAGUCGAAUGUGGAGGACCAAAAAAAUGUGCUCUCACUGGCCAGAGUAAGUCCUGUAAACACAGAAUUAAAUUAGGGGACUCAAGCAACUACUAUUAUAUUUCUCCUUUUUGUAGAUACAGGAUCACUUCUGUAUGUAACUUUUUUACAUACAUUCGAUAUAUUCAGCAGGGACUUGUGAAACAGCAGGACGUUGAUCAGAUGUUUUGGGAAGUUAUGCAGUUGAGAAAAGAGAUGUCAUUGGCAAAGCUGGGAUAUUUCAAAGAGGAACUCUGAUGCUCUGCCUGGGACCAUGCAUGAACCUCCCCGAAUACCUGGAAAAUGGCUGAAUAUUUUUACUGUUACUUGAUAUUUAUUUCCAAGGAGUGGGCCCAAGACUUUUUCCCUCUUUUGCAAAUUACACUAAGAAGUACUGUGAUUUCUUUUAAACUGACCUAUUCUGUGUUUGCUUAUUCUUUAGUUGAACACACUAUAAGGAAUUACAAGUGUACUAGUGAUUGUAAUUUAUAGUUGCAGAUAAAAAGCUAAAUAAAUAAAUGUUAGAUUGAAUGUGUUUUUGCUUUCUCUUCUAGCUCUGACAUAGCAUAUGGGGUCAGUUGAAUGUAUUGAAUUGUUGUUUCCAAACUGCACAGCAGCCUAUGAGAGUCAAGGAAGAGGGCUGAGUGGACAAGGUCAGCUUUAGUCCCUCCACUAGAAUGGCUCUAUUUUUGUCUGUUUUAUAUUUUGGGAUUCAAAACAAGAUUUUACUUAAAGAUUUCUGUUGAAAAGUUUGGAAGUUACUGUUUUAAUCAUCUGUUCUUUGUAAUUUAAAGAAUCCCUGUAUUAUGGUGAUUAAAUAUAAUAAACAGAGGACAGUCACAUUUUAUCCCAGAGAUGCAUUCUUUAACAUCUUGAUGUAAUAUAUUCAUACUUUAGAUAUGUUGAGUACUGUAGUAGGCAUUGAAAGGAUAUAAAGAUAAAUAAGGAGUUUGACGUAUGUGCAGGGAACUUUGAAGAAGUGUGGAUUGAAAGGAUGGUACAUACAAAGUAUACAAUGAUCAUAGAACCACUUGAUCUCUAAGUUCCAAAUUGUAAAACUGACAUCAUGUAGAGAAACUGUUUAUUAAAGUUAUUUAUAAAAGGAAA
Molecule: messenger RNA, 2531 nt
Organism: Rhinolophus ferrumequinum (greater horseshoe bat)
Lineage: Eukaryota; Metazoa; Chordata; Mammalia; Chiroptera; Rhinolophidae
Gene: RAB3IP
Product: RAB3A interacting protein
Exons: 12
Coding region: 300-1682 (460 amino acids)
Biological process (GO): exocytosis
Cellular component (GO): Golgi to plasma membrane transport vesicle
Molecular function (GO): guanyl-nucleotide exchange factor activity
Source: RefSeq, a predicted model, not a curated record